AUAAAAAAAAGGUUUAUUGUGCAAUUUAAUUUUUUUGGAUCUUUAGCUUGGUAAAUAUUAUUUCACAAAAGAGAGAUAAAAACAAAAAAAAAAUAGUGUUAAUUGGUGAUAAUUAGGCUCAAAAGAAAGCCAUAACAAGAUAUUAUUGUCUUAAAUUACACAAAAAAAAAAGCAAAGAGAGGCAAAAGAUAUCAGUGAAAAAAAAGUAAAGAAGAUAAGAAAACAUAAUGGUACUUAUGGCGCUCGGUUUAGUAGACACUGUGACGAGUGAAACAUCACCUACAAAUCAGUCAAGUACAGAAACAAAUCCAUAUAAAAUAACCAACAAUGAUGUACUCAACACCGGAUCAAAUAACCUUCCAUCGACAUAUGUGAUGAAGGUUUUUGGAAACUUUGUAGCAUCUCAAUGCGAAUCUUCAUAUUCACUUCAACCGCUUUAUUAUCAUAUAGGCUGUGCAUUCUUUUUAUUAGCAUUUUUGGCACCGAGCUAUCGUUAUGGUCCCGCACUUUAUAUGAGAUGUACGUUAAUAUUCGGCUGUAUACUCUUCCUUAUGUGGUCAUAUCUGGUCGAAUGUCGACCUGACGUACUCAUAUGGACUAUACUCUUUUUAUUCGUAAACCUUAUUCAUAUGGCGAUAUUAAUCUGUAAACUGAGACCGGUUAAAUUUGAGAAAGAGAUUGAGGAGGUAUAUGUUGCGCUCUUCAAGCCCCUUCGUGUGUCACGUCGUCGAUUCAAAAAAAUUUUAACAUGCUUGAAGACCGUGCGAAAAUUCAAGAGUCAGGAAAUUUAUGUACAAGAGAAGAUAUCGAAAGUCGAUAGUUUAAGCUUAGUUUUAUCAGGAAAAUUCGUCGUCUCACAAAACCAAAAAGCACUUCACAUUGUGUUUCCAAAUCAGUUCCUUGAUUCGCCAGAGUAUUUUGGAGUUAGUACAGAUGACUAUUUUAACGUAUCAAUAACAUGCAUUGAGGAUGCACGGGUACUACAAUGGCAUCGAGAUAAACUCAAAUUAUCAAUUGAUGAAUAUCUUAAAACGAUGUUUGAUCAUAUUCUUGCAAAAGAUGUAGUGAAAAAGCUCAUGCAGGUAUCACAGGUCAGUGAAACAAUGGCACAAAGUAAUGGCUAUAUUACAACAAAUUGCGUUUAUGAUGAGGAGGAUAAGCCGAUGUUAUUAAUGAAAAAGUCAAUUGAUAGUCAGGGAAACGGUCUUACAGCUUUAAUAAAUAAGCAACUGCAAGCUGAUAAUCUCGAGCAUGUUCCACUGCUAGUCACGCCAUCAUCACAAUAUAAACAAAAUGCAUCAAAUUUUAUUAAGAACAAUAAAGUGACAAAUGGAAAUGGUUUUGUUGAUAAUAAUAGCGAGCAGCAACAACAUCAGCGAAAUCACAUUCGUCAAUCCCAAAUAUCACCAGUUUUAUUAUCCAGCAACACAUCAGCUCAAGUCAUGAGAUCACGAUUGAAUCAAUACAGAACUAAUAAUGUCAUUGUCAAUUUCGAUGAAAAUGGAACUGAAACGACUGUUGGAAGCGAAAUGAAAAGCAAAAAGAAGAAGAAAAAUUCAAAUUAUGUUGCUGAUAUUUAGGUUUCCAAAUAUGUAUUUUACGUAUA
This is a messenger RNA of Chironomus riparius, 1606 nucleotides long. NCBI's taxonomy places the organism in Eukaryota, Metazoa, Arthropoda, Insecta, Diptera, Chironomidae. The record is from the annotation of a GenBank genome assembly.